CGCACUUAUCUCUUCCGCUAAUGCCCACAACUUUCUUUCUUUGUUUUGCUUUUUAUUGUCUACUUGCUUUUUCAUUUCCAUUCCUUUCCUAAUGAGGACUCACAUUAUUGAGUUCAACUGAUCUCCAUCUCCCCUUUUAUCAUUCCUGCUCUCUUGGGUUUCUCUACCCUUUCCCCGUUUGCCAAUUGCUCAGUUAUUUGAUCCGUUUCUCUUUUCCACCCACCUAACAAAUCAAGCUCCGCCGUUUCUCUCAUGGGUUUCUCCGGGGAAUGCUCCUACUGAAUCAAGCUGUUUCUUUUUUGGAGAUAUAUGUAAACAGUAGGAAGUCCUUUGUCUAAGAGGGGAGCGGGUUGUGAUCAAUUUUGAGUUUUGACUCAAGCCUUACUGGGUUUUCUGAAAUCGGAGCUUUUCUGGGUCUGGGUCGUUCAAUUUUCUGGUUCGUAGCGGAGCUGCUCAGGGUUUCUGUAUAUUGGAUUCAAUUGACCCUGUUGGGUCCAAAUGGGGACAAAUCUGAAUUUCAGAAACUUCACCAACGACUUCGUUUCCUCCUCCGACGCCGGCCGCCAUCAGCAGCAGCAGCAACCGAUGACGCCACUAAACUGCCCCUUAGCAAGGCAGUCGUCAAUCUACUCCCUGACAUUCGACGAGUUUCAGAGCACGGUGGGGGUUCCGGGGAAGGACUUUGGGUCAAUGAACAUGGACGAGCUACUCAAGAACAUAUGGAGUGCUGAGGAGAAUCAGAAUCAGAACAUGGCUGCGGCGGCCGCCGCCGCCGCCGGAGCGCUGCCGGUACACGAUGGUCUGCAGCGGCAGGGGUCGUUAACCCUGCCUCGGACACUGAGCCAGAAGACGGUGGAUGAAGUGUGGAAGGACAUAUGGAAAGAAUACGGCACUGGAUCAGAUGCUGGAGCUAGUGAGGUUGUCCCACAAAGGCAGCAGACUUUAGGGGAAAUGACCUUGGAGGAGUUUCUGGUGAGAGCUGGUGUCGUAAGAGAAGACAAAUAUAGUAAUACACAAGUAGCAGUCGGAGGGAAGGUUCAGCAAAGCAAUGGAGGUGGUGCUGGUGGUUUCUUUGGCGAUCUUUCUAGACAAGGGAACAACAACAACAACAACAGCACUAAUAAUGGUUUUGGAAUGGUGGGAUUGAUUAGUAGUAAUGGUAACACCAAUCCAAUUCCGAUGCAAUCGGCAUCAAACUUGCAUUUGAAUGUGAAUGUGAAUGGUGGCGUUAGAUCAAAUCAAGUUCAAUCUCAGGUACAGCAGCAGCCGCAGCCGCAGCCGCAGAUCUUUCCAAAGCAGGCUAAUAAUGUAGGGGGCUAUGGGCUGUCACUGCAGGGGAUUGGUGGUGCUAAUGGGUUGAUGCAAGGUGGGAUGGUUUCACCGGCUAGCCAGAUUUCGUCAGAUGGGAUAGGGAAGAGCAAUGGGGAUACUUCUUCUGUGUCACCUGUUCCUUAUGCGUUUAAUGGAAAUAUGAGGGGUAGGAGACCUAAUACUGCAGUGGAGAAGGUGGUUGAGAGGAGGCAGAGAAGGAUGAUCAAGAAUCGAGAGUCAGCUGCUAGGUCGCGUGCUCGCAAGCAGGCUUACACUAUGGAGUUGGAGGCAGAAAUUGCAAAGUUGAAAGAGGAAAAUGAAGAACUUAAGAGGAAACAGGAAGAAAUCAUGGAGGUGCAGAAAAAUCAGGUGAUGGAGAAUAUGAGCAUGGAGAAUGGAGCAGGGAAGAGGAGGUGCUUGCGACGAACUCAGACUGGUCCAUGGUGAAUAGUUUUUCCUUUACAUAGAGUAGAGAAAGAGCGAGAGGGAAAAGGUUGUUUCUUGUGUGAAUGAGAGAAGCUGAUCUUGCGAUGAUGGUAGUCUGUAGUUUCAAAGUUGUUUCCAUAUCAAUGGGUUUAUAGUUGAUUUGUACAUAGGUUAGCCAGACCAAUCAUAGAUUUAAUUCAUGGCCUUUGUCGUUAUAGGUUCGACCAUCUUGGUCGAUUUUACAGCUGAAAACAGAUGUUAGGGUUUUUGCUGGAUAUUUAGGCUGUAGGUUCAUUCUUGUUCAUCCCCUUUAUCCUUGUCAAUAUUAUAUUAUCAUCACUAUAUAUCAAAUCUUCAUAGCCGAAUCAGUGAAAUAGAAAGAAAAAAAAAUG
This is a messenger RNA of Linum trigynum, 2129 nucleotides long. The record is from the annotation of a GenBank genome assembly. Lineage: Eukaryota; Viridiplantae; Streptophyta; Magnoliopsida; Malpighiales; Linaceae.